AUGAGCAAAUAAUAUAAUAAGAGGGGCAACUAUAAGCCUCGCUAAGAAGCUUACGAGUAUGUAACGAAGGAGGAGUAUGAGCAAUAGCAAAUAUAGUAGAAUUAAGAAUAAUAGCAGAAAGCAUAAAAUCCCCCAAAAAAACAAUAAUAAUAGAUUUAAAAGAAUAAAUAAGAUGAUGAGAGGCGAGAAUAGUAGUAGCAAUAGCAUUACUAAAAAAAGUAGCCUGAGUAUAAAUAGUAUCAGAAACAAAAUAAUUAGAAGGACAACAAACCCUAUCAAAAAAGAUUUUAAUAGAGUGUUGAGGUGGAUGAAGAUUACAGAAGAGAUGAUCCAUAGGUCGAAGAAGACACCUAAAAGUUCGACAUAACAAAAGUGAAGUAAAAGGAGUUGACAUAAACUUUGAUAAAAAUGCUCAAAUAUAGAAAAAUCGAAUGUCCAGUAUGCUAUGAUAAAAUACAUCCAUAACAAAAGAUAUGGAGUUGCACUUAGUGUUAUUUCCCAUUCCAUUUGUAUUGCAUGCAUAAAUGGAUAAAGAAUUUAAAUCCAAAAAAUACCAAUUAAUUGUACUACUGGAGUUGUCCAAAGUGCAAUCUCAUGAUCCAAGAUAAGUUGCCAGAAUAUAAAUGCUUUUGUGGAAAACAAUAAGAUCCAGAGGCAGACUCCUAUUCUGUUCCACAUUCAUGUUCAUAGAAAUGCGAAAAGAAGAGAGGAUAAUAUUGUCCUCAUCCUUGUCCAAUGGAUUGCCAUCCUGGACCAUGUCCUGAAUGUCAUGUCCAAGGAGUGGAGAUCAAAUGUUUUUGUGGCAAGAAAACUAAGCAAAUGCAAUGCAGUGAAAUAAAGAAGGAUUUUUCAUGUGGAUAACCUUGUGGCAAGUUAUUGAAUUGCAAUAAUCACUUUUGCUAGAAACCAUGUCACAAUGGAAAUUGUUAACCUUGUGUAGAGACUCAUGAAGUUUAAUGUUAUUGUGGAUCCUAAUAAAAUACAAUAAAUUGUGCCUAAGCUUCUUAUUCUUGUGGUAAAGUGUGUGGGAAAGCGCUUGAUUGUGGUAAGCAUCAAUGUUUUGAAUAAUGCCAUCCCAAAUGUUAACCAUGCAAAUUAAAGCCAGAAUUAGUAGUAUAUUGUGCAUGUGGAAAAUAUAAAAUUAAUGAUUUAAUCAAGGAACAACGAAAAUCCUGUUUGGAUCCAAUUCCCAAUUGUGGAACUCCUAUAGAAACCACUCUUGCAUGUGGACAUAAAAGUAGAACUAUCUGUGGUUCUGAUUAUCCAGAAUGUGUAUAAAAAGUAAAAGAGAAAUGUAGAUGUGGAGAUUCUACAAGAUUAAAAUUAUGCAAUGAUAAAUCACUAUUUGUGUGUGAUGAUGUAUGCAAAAAGAGAAAGUCAUGUGGAGUUCAUUUCUGUUAAAAGGAGUGUUGUCCAUCUGGAGAUUAAGAGGCUCAUUUAUGUUUGAAAGUCUGUAAUAAACCACUUCCAUGUGGUCAACAUAAUUGUGAUUAAUUUUGUCACAUUGGUGCAUGUCAAUAAUGCCCAAUUAUAAUUAACUAACCUCUAUAUUGUCCUUGUGGUAAAAGUGUAAAAAAUCCACCUAUGAAGUGUGGCACAGCUCCACCUUCAUGCUUAGAGGUUUGUAAUAAGGUCUUAGAAUGUGGACAUAGUUGUAAAUCAUUAUGUCAUCCUGGACCAUGUCCUAAUUGCAUGGAGUAGAUUGAUAAAUUCUGUAGAUGCAAACAAAACAAACUCUCAACUAUCUGUUCAAAAUAAGCUGUCUGCAGGAAUGUCUGCAGUAAAGUAUUAAAUUGUGGACAUAAAUGUUAAGAAAUAUGCUAAGCUCAAGAGGAAUGUCCUGGAAAUGGACCUGAAGGUUGUGGUUAAAAAUGCAAUGCUAAAAAGCUAUGCAAUCAUUUAUGCUAAGAAAUUUGUCAUCCAAAUGAAGCUUGUCCCAAACAACCUUGCAAAAUAUAGAUUAGAGUUGUUUGCACUUGUGGUAACAGAGACACUUUCACAGAAUGUGGAGUCGUGGAUGAAUUGAUUGAGAAGACUUUGAAAUGUGAUUAGAAAUGUUAGAACAUCAAGAGAUUUGGAGCUUUUUAUAAAUCAAAUUCUCUUGUCGAUAUUGAGAAAACCUAUUAUCCAGACAUCUUACUUAAAUAUACUCAUUAUAAUUUGUAGAAUCUCUAAAAAAUGGAAGAAAAGAUCGAACACUUCCUUGUACAUUCCAAACCAGAAGAUGGAUAUGAUUUCUCAUUCCCAAGGUCUGAAUGGUCUGAAUUGAAGAAAGUUGCUCUACAGACUCUAUUUUCUAGACAUUACAAAUUUGAUGUCCAAAUUCUAAAAACAUAAAACAAGUAAUACUUGUUCAGUCUUUACAAAACUUAGGAUACUUGCAUCCCCAAGAUCAAGCUUUCUGAAUACUUCAUUAAGGUCUAGAAAGGAAUCAUCAAGAGAGAUCAUCAACCCUUCAAAGCAAAGGUAAAGACUUUUUAUGAAGUGUCAUCUACAGAUGCUGUUAAUAUUGAAAAUGCCCUCUCUGAUUUCAAAGGAGACUUUUAUUCAGAAAGAUAAUCUCAAUAAUACGUGCUUAAUUUUUGGGAUGAAGCUCAAGCUGAAUUAGCACUCAAGAAACUCAAAAAGGCAGUUGGAUUAUUGAAUGUAAAUUGGGUGUUGGAAAUGAAUCAAUAAUGUUUGGAUGAAUACAAACGAAUCUUUGACCCUGCUCAAGAGAAUGACAUCAUUGUUAAACCAAAAAAGGCGAAGCAGUAUGAAUACGAAGAAUAGACCCUCGAAGUCUAAUACAGCAAAUUAGAGGAGGAGAAUUUCAGCAAACUCUAGAAGCAGUAUUCUGACAAAGCCAAAUUGACCAAGAAAUGUGAUGAUGAAGAAAUCGAAGAAAGAAUCAAUAAUCAAUAAUUGUCCAUUUUCGAGUAAGAUGGAUUUUAUUAAUAUGAAAUUCAACCCAUCAGAGAGAACAUCAUCAGAGCAUACAAAUCAGAAUAGAAACCCUUCGUGCCAGAGUAUGUGAGAACUCCAGAUACAUUAUGUAAGACUGUUGAUUUCCUCCUCCAAAACUUCUUGAGAGCAGAUGCUCCGGAUUCAGAUUUCAAAAAGCCCAUGAAAGGAGACACUCCAAGAGACAUCGGGUAUUUAGACAUCUACGAAUUCAUACACGAUAGAUUAAAAUAAGUGAGAGUUGAAUUGAAUUACCUUCAAUAUGAAGACGAGAGCAUUUAUGGUAUUUUAUUAGUAUUCUAUGUUUUAGUUAGUAUCAUUCGAUUUUAUGUGUUGUCUCAUUCUUAAUUAACUGAUAAUUAAGACAAUCUUAGAACCUUAUGUGAAUUGCUGAAGACAUUCAGAAACGAGGAAACUCUGUAAUAUACUUUAAUAUUAUCUUGUUUCCACGAAAUCCCUGAAUGUCAGGAAUUCUAUUCUCAAGUGUUGAAGAUGAAGGAGUAGGAUAAUUAAAAUCCCACUAUUUAAAUUUUUAUAGACUUAGUUACUCAAAUGGAUUCAAAAUAAUAUCACAAAUACUUUGAUUUGUAUCAGAAGUCUGAAAAUUUGUUGGUCAAAUCGUUGAUGCAUGGUUUCUUAAGCCUGGUCAUAGGAUAAGUGAAUCUUUAAUUCUAACAAAUAGUUUCAAGUUUGGAAUAAGAUCAAUAAUUCAUAGCUAUUGCUAGAUUAUUGGAAUAAUUGUAAAUUGGAGAAAAGAAUAAUUUAGUUGAAUAUUUAAAUUAAUUGGGGAUCAGUGAUCUGCAAUUUUAAGUUUCACAAUCUGAUUCUGAAGUUGAAGAAAUAAAUAUCUCAUAAAUUUUGUAAUAAUUAAAGAAAAAGAAGCCAUUGGAAAUGCUGGAUCUUGAUAGAUUGGCAGCAAUAUUCUGA
Molecule: messenger RNA, 3870 nt
Organism: Paramecium tetraurelia
Lineage: Eukaryota; Ciliophora; Oligohymenophorea; Peniculida; Parameciidae
Exons: 3
Biological process (GO): regulation of DNA-templated transcription
Cellular component (GO): nucleus
Molecular function (GO): RNA polymerase II transcription regulatory region sequence-specific DNA binding; zinc ion binding; DNA-binding transcription factor activity, RNA polymerase II-specific
Source: RefSeq, a predicted model, not a curated record